AUGUCAACAUUAUUUUCAUCGUUUGCGUAUCGCCUUUCGCAGGGUCGUUUCUAUGAGCGGGUAUCGGCAUCUGGAAGCGCAGAUUAUUUUGUUAAGGCUGUUGGUGAGAAUACUGAUGGUGAUAGCGAUAAAAAGGGACAUCAGCCAGUCAUAUUAUCACCCGCAAAAAUGAAAUUAAAAGUUCGAAAGUGUCCAACAGAUGAUCUGGCAAUAACGAAUUGUGCUGUGGUUAAUGCGAAUACUUUCAAUGCGACUGGAACCAAGCACUUGUUGGUGAAGACUGGUCCGGCACAUCAUUACAUAUUCUCGAUCCGCAAUCAUCCAUCGUUGCAACAGGAUGAGAUCGCCUUUGCGGUACCACAACGUAAAUGGGCAACGCAAUCGGCAGAACCGUUGAACGCAGAUCAUAUGGCUCGUGAAUUUUCGAUGCAAUUCAGUGGACAGGCAUUCACUCGAGGGGAAUUGUUGGUGUUCAAGUUUGAAGAUGAUAAAAAGAAGUUGCAUACACUUGCACUGAGUGUCACUUCUAUGCAAGGAUUAGAUCUGACUGCAGCUGCAGCACCUUCCAAUCCGAAUGCGGCAAAUCGUAGGAGUAGUAAAUCUUAUGAAAUUGAAGCAGGACAGUUACUGCCGAAUUCAGCGAUAAUAUUCGAUAAAGCCGACGGAUCGAUGUUAAAUUUGAUUGGAAAGAGUAAAGGUAAAUCAGCGUAUCGUUCAAUCAUCAAUCCUGAUUGGGACUUUCAAAAGAUGGGCAUUGGAGGGUUGGAUAACGAAUUUUCGGGCAUAUUCCGACGUGCUUUCGCUUCGCGUGUNUUUCCACCGGAAUUCAUCGAGCAACUUGGAAUGAAGCACGUUCGAGGUAUUCUCUUGUAUGGACCCCCAGGUACAGGAAAGACAUUGAUGGCUCGUCAGAUUGGUAAAAUGUUGAAUGCACGUGAACCGAAAAUCGUGAAUGGACCGCAGAUUUUGGACAAGUAUGUUGGUGAAUCGGAAUCGAAUAUACGAAAGUUGUUCGCGGAUGCAGAAGAGGAGUGGAGACGUUGUGGGGCGAAUUCUGGAUUGCACAUUAUCAUCUUCGAUGAAAUUGAUGCGAUCUGCAAACAACGUGGUUCGGUGGCAGGAUCAUCGGCCGUGCACGACACUGUGGUGAAUCAACUGCUGUCGAAAAUGGAUGGAGUGGAGCAGUUGAACAACAUCCUGGUGAUUGGCAUGACGAAUCGUAAAGACAUGAUCGAUGAGGCGUUGUUGAGACCCGGUAGGAUGGAGGUGCAGAUGGAGAUCUCAUUGCCCGAUGAAACUGGCAGACUGCAGAUCCUGAAGAUACACACUGCUAGGAUGAGAGAAUAUGAUAAACUCGAUCCGAACGUCGAUCUGGACGAAUUGGCUAAAAGAACUAAGAACUUUAGUGGGGCCGAAAUCGAGGGUUUGGUGAGAGCGGCGCAGUCAAGUGCCAUGAAUCGACUGGUGAAGGCUGGUGGGAAAGUACAGUUAGAUGCAGAUGCAGUUGAGAAGUUGAUGAUCAACGUUGAUGAUUUUAAUUACGCUUUAGAACACGAUGUGAAGCCGGCAUUCGGUCACUCAGAUGAAGAGCUGGAAAAGUAUUUAGUUGGUGGUUUUAUAACGUGGAGCUCGCAGGUAUCGCAAAUCCUGGAACAAGGUGCAUUGCAUGUGAAACAGACGAAGAGUCCGGACACAAGGGGCUUCGUAUCUGUGCUAUUGGCCGUUUAUAAGUGUAUUUANAACACUGGCAAGUCGUGUUUGGCGGCGAUGAUCGCCAAGAACUCGGGAUUUCCGUUCAUUAAAGUGAUUAGUGCGGACGAUAUGGUGGGAUAUACGGAGAAUGCGAAAUGCAUGGCGUUGAGGAAGAUUUUUGAUGACGCUUAUCGAUCACCGUUGAGUGUGUUGAUGGUGGACAAUAUCGAGAGAAUAUUGGAUUAUUCACCAAUCGGGCCGCGGUAUUCGAAUUCCGUUCUGCAGGCACUGUUUGUGUUGGUAAAGAAGCAACCACCACCAAAUCGUCGCUUGCUGGUGCUAGCCACUGCAAGUAAUCGUUCGUUCAUGAGAGAGCUGGGUCUUUUGUCUGCGUUCGGCACAGUCAUCGACGUGCCAUCUCUGUCGACUGUGGAUCAUAUCAUGGCUGUGAUCGAUGAGACGAAUGCACUCUCAUCGGCGCAUUGCGAAGAAAUUAGAGCUGAACUGACCAGAAAUAAUAAAGGAUACAUGAUCGGUAUAAAGAGGUUAUUGAAUACAAUUGAUAUGGUGAAAGAAUGUGAUGAGAAUGAUAAGGUUGAUGUCGUGGUGAGAAGUUUGCAGUCGGAUGUGUUCGAUGAUUUUUAG
Molecule: messenger RNA, 2337 nt
Organism: Anisakis simplex (herring worm)
Lineage: Eukaryota; Metazoa; Nematoda; Chromadorea; Rhabditida; Anisakidae
Source: the annotation of a GenBank genome assembly